UCACUUGACUGUCUUGUCGAUAUAAUAGACACACUUCGAUUGGUGCCGCGUUCGAAACAACUGGUAACUCGGAAAUCACCGACUUCAGUGUGUUCAAAACAAUUUGGAACUCGGAAAAAAACGAGCUCCGACUGGGAAAAAUCGAUUUGAACGGUCUUCCAACUCGGAAACUCGGGCCUCUAAAUCUAGAUAGCGACCUGAAGAUCACUGACGUCAUGAUUUUACCUUGUAUUUUUUUUCCGAGUUCCCAGUUUGGAACGCAGCAUUAGAUCACAGGCCUGCGUCAUCAUUACGCGUUUUAUGUACACGGAAGUAGCCAGCAGAAAACCAAAAACAGGACGAAUACAGAAGUCCAUCUGGGUGUUGGUGUGUUGCGUUAUCCCCAGAGAGAUGGGUCAGACCCUGUGUAUCUGUUCCCGCGGCUCCAUCACCAUUGACAAAAGAUACUACUUCAUCCAGAAACUAGAUGAAGGGUUCAGCUAUGUGGACCUGGUGGAGGGGGUGCAGGAUGGGCGUUUCUACGCCCUGAAGAGAAUCCUGUGCCAUGACCGGGAGGGUCGCCAAGAGGCUCAGACGGAGGUGGAGAUGCACCGUCUCUUCAGCCACCCCAACAUCCUGGGCCUGGCAGGGCACACCUUCAUAGAGAGGGGGGGCAAGAGUGAGGCCUGGAUACUGCUGCCCUACGUUCAGAAGGGCAGUCUGUGGUCAGUGCUAGAGAAGCUGAGGGACAAGGGCAGCUUCAUGCCAGAGAGACGCAUCCUGAAGGUCCUACAGGGCAUCUGUUCUGGACUGAAGGCCAUGCAUGACAGAGGCUACGCACACAGAGAUCUGAAGCCUACCAAUGUACUCCUAGAGGAGGAUGACAGGCCGCUGCUGAUGGACCUGGGUUCUAUGAACCGCUCCAGGAUGGAGGUCAAGGGGACCAGGGAGGCCAUGACAGUACAGGACUGGGCAGCUCAGAGGUGUACUAUAUCGUACCGCGCCCCUGAGCUGUUUAACGUGGAGAGCCACUGCGUCAUCGAUGCGUCCAUCGAAGACCGUACAGACAUCUGGUCUCUGGGCUGUGUACUGUACAGCAUGAUGUUCCUGGAGGGGCCCUAUGACAUGGUGUUCCAGAAGGGAGACAGUGUGGCCCUUGCCGUCCAGAACCCAGUUACCAUCCCUCAGCCAUGCAG
This is a messenger RNA of Salvelinus sp. IW2-2015, 1175 nucleotides long. It is a transcript of the gene stk16, whose product is annotated as serine/threonine kinase 16. Gene Ontology annotation, biological process: protein phosphorylation. Gene Ontology annotation, molecular function: protein serine/threonine kinase activity; ATP binding. Lineage: Eukaryota; Metazoa; Chordata; Actinopteri; Salmoniformes; Salmonidae. The record is from RefSeq and is a predicted model, not a curated record. Gene Ontology annotation, cellular component: Golgi apparatus; cytoplasm.